CUCUAUGAUUAUGAUAUAGAUCAUAGCAUAGCAAGGGACUAAGUGUAAAACAAAAUGCCUCACCUCCUACAUGGGACGCUUAAAGUAACCAUAGUUGAAGUUGAUAGACUACAUACUGGAUGUAAUUUCGAUUUCUGCCGGAAGGGUACAACGCACAAGGGGAAGAGAUUUCUAGCCCAAGUCAAAGGUUGUCUGUUGUGUCGGCCUGAGAUUGUUGGAACAAGACUGUAUGCAACGGUUGAUUUAGAUAAGGCAAGGGUUGGAAGAACCAGAAUGAUUGGAAAUCAGCCCUCAAACCCAAAGUGGAAUGAGACCUUUGAAAUCUAUUGUGCCCAUCACAUCUCAUACAUUAUAUUCACUGUGAAAGAUGGUAACCCAAUUGGGGCAACUCUAAUUGGAAGAGCUUUUGUCCCUGUUGAACAAGUUAUUAAGGGCCCUAUAGUUAAUAGGUGGGUUGAAAUAUUAGAUGAUGAAGAUCACCGUGCUGUGCCAGGUCAUUCUAAAAUUCGUGUCACCAUACAUUUCAACAGUGUUACCGAGGAUAAAACAUGUCUAUGGUCUAAGGGCAUAAGCAUGCCAUUUUAUGGAGUUCCUCGUACAUUUUUCAACCAAAGAGAAGGUUGUAGUGUUACUUUAUACCAAGAUGCUCAUGUUCCUCGUGGACCUGUCCCAUGGAUUCCAAUAUCUAGAGAAAUAGAUUAUAUACCUGCAAGAUGUUGGGAGGACAUUUACAUUGCUAUUAAUGAUGCUAAGCACUUUAUUUACAUAGCUGGUUGGUCUAUUUACACUGAAAUAAGCUUAGUUAGGGACGAUGACAAAUUAAAUGAUACCCUUGGGGAGUUGCUAAAGAAGAAAGCUGAAGAUGGUGUUAAUGUUCUUAUGCUUGUUUGGGAUGAUAGAACAUCUGAUGCUAAUUUCAAGCUAGCUGGGUUGAUGGGAACCCAUGAUGAGGAAACUGCAAAUUACUUCAGAAACACACGUGUGCAUUGUGUUUUGUGCCCACGAAACCCGGAUUUUGGAAGAAGCAUAAUUCAAGGUUUUCAAAUCUCAACCAUGUUUACUCAUCACCAAAAGAGUGUAGUAGUUGAUGCGCCUGUUAUAGGAUCAGAGAAACGAAGCGUCAAAAGUUUCAUAGGUGGGAUUGAUCUGUGUGAUGGGAGAUAUGAUACUAGAGAACACCCUCUAUUUUCAACCUUAAAUACAGUUCAUAGUAAUGAUUUUCACCAGCCAAAUUUCCCAAAUGCUUCCAUCAGAAAAGGUGGUCCAAGAGAGCCAUGGCAUGACAUUCACUGUAGGCUAGAAGGACCUAUUGCUUGGGAUGUCUUGUACAAUUUUGAGCAAAGAUGGGAGAAGCAAGUUGGAAAGAAAUUUCUUUUCUCACUUGAUGAGAUUGAUGAAAUUCUAGUCCAUCCAUCUGAAGCAACGAAAUCUGAAGAAACUUGGACUGUUCAGUUGUUUAGAUCCAUUGAUGGUGGUGCUGUUACUGGCUUUCCUCAAGCGCCAGAUGAUGUUGUUGAAUUAGGCCUUGUUAGUGGGAAAGAUAACAUCGUUGAUAGGAGCAUUCAGGAUGCUUACAUAAAUGCUAUUAGAAGAGCAAGAAAUUUCAUCUACAUUGAAAAUCAGUAUUUUAUAGGGAGUUCAUAUGGUUGGAAAGCAACUGAUAAUGAUAUUAUAGUUGAGGACAUUGGUGCAUUGAAUCUUAUACCAAAGGAGUUGUCAUUGAAGAUUAUUAGUAAGAUAGAAGCAGGAGAAAGGUUUGCUGUGUAUGUAGUGAUCCCAAUGUGGCCUGAAGGAGAACCAGAAAGUGAUUCAGUUCAAGCAAUAUUAGAUUGGCAAAGGAGAACAAUGGAGAUGAUGUAUUCUGACAUUGCUGAAGCCAUAACGAAAAAGGGAAUUGAAGCACACCCUCGAGAUUAUUUGACAUUUUUUUGCCUUGGCAAGAGGGAGCACAAAGAUACAGGAGAAUAUCCUCCUCCAGAGGAACCAGAGCAGGAUAGUGACUACAGAAGAGCACAAAAUGCUAGAAGGUUCAUGAUCUAUGUUCAUUCCAAGAUGAUGAUAGUUGAUGAUGAAUACAUAAUCAUUGGAUCUGCCAACAUAAAUCAGAGGUCAAUGGAGGGAGCAAGAGACACUGAGAUUGCAAUGGGUGCAUUCCAACCACAUCAUCUAACAUCAUAUGGGCCACCAAGAGGAGAGAUACAUAGAUUUCGACGUGCACUAUGGUAUGAGCACCUUGGGAGUGAUAAUACUAACACAAACAUCUUUGACAAUCCAGAAAGUUUGGACUGCAUUGGUCUUGUGAAUGCACUUGCUCAUAUCAACUUGGACAUGUACUCAAAAGAAGAAUUUGAUGAAUAUAGACCAUUUCACCACCUAAUGAGAUACCCCAUAGAAGUAACCAACGAAGGAGCCAUAACAACCCUUCAAGGCCUUGAAUAUUUUCCUGACACCAAGGCUCGGAUUUUGGGCUGCAAAUCAAAUAUCUUACCUCCAAUUCUCACCACCUAG
Messenger RNA from Abrus precatorius (Indian licorice), 2508 nucleotides. RefSeq names its product phospholipase D alpha 1-like. Gene Ontology annotation, molecular function: calcium ion binding; D-type glycerophospholipase activity. The coding region runs from base 55 to 2508 and encodes 817 amino acids. Gene Ontology annotation, biological process: phosphatidylcholine metabolic process; phospholipid catabolic process. Gene Ontology annotation, cellular component: plasma membrane. NCBI's taxonomy places the organism in Eukaryota, Viridiplantae, Streptophyta, Magnoliopsida, Fabales, Fabaceae. The transcript has 4 exons. The record is from RefSeq and is a predicted model, not a curated record.